AUGGUUUUGCCGGUUGAACUAGAAUGUGAUGAAGAUUAUGACCAUGUAAUGGAUGUAGUGAUCUCAAAGUGUGGAGAAUUCGGUGAUUUGGUUAACCUAGUGAUUCCCCGUCUUAUUGGUAAUCCCUACGACGAUCGAGUUUUGGCAAAAGCCAGAGUCGGAAUGGUUUUUGUGGAGUACGAAGACGUCAAGACUGUGACAAGAGCAAGAGAAGGGUUGAAUGGCCGGAUUUUUUAUAAGAUUUCCGAGGGGAUUCCGGUGGUUGCCAACUUUUGUCCCAAGUACCAAUUCUCUCGAGGGAAUUAUGGGGCCAAGCUAAUUUGCUAA
Oldenlandia corymbosa var. corymbosa is the source of this 327-nucleotide messenger RNA. Lineage: Eukaryota; Viridiplantae; Streptophyta; Magnoliopsida; Gentianales; Rubiaceae. The record is from the annotation of a GenBank genome assembly.